Venturia canescens is the source of this 2124-nucleotide messenger RNA. It is a transcript of the gene AdSS, whose product is annotated as adenylosuccinate synthetase. The transcript is spliced from 6 exons. Lineage: Eukaryota; Metazoa; Arthropoda; Insecta; Hymenoptera; Ichneumonidae. Gene Ontology annotation, molecular function: adenylosuccinate synthase activity; GTP binding. The record is from RefSeq and is a predicted model, not a curated record. Bases 315 to 1688 code for a protein of 457 amino acids. Gene Ontology annotation, cellular component: cytoplasm. Gene Ontology annotation, biological process: IMP metabolic process; 'de novo' AMP biosynthetic process.
GCUCGCUUCGUUCGUUUCUCGUUUAUCGUGUUUCGUCAGUUAACGCGGUCGGUUGUGUGGGUGUGUGGAUGUGUGGCGCGUGUCUCGGAAAGGUGUAACUGCGAGCCCGAUCAUUUUGUUAUCCGGGCUCUUAAGGACGGUUGAAGUCCAGACACACAUCGGAAGAACGGAAGAUUUGGCAAAUCGUGGGUAUCCAAGAAGAAAAUCGUGCUUUGGAACACGAGUUUUCAACGAGGAAAAAACAGUGUCGAUAAAAAGCGAGGGAAAUAAUAUUUCGUAUCAUUUGUCAACGGUGUUACACAUCGAAACACGAGAUGUCGGCGAGUACGAGAAUACAAAAUUCGUCACAGCAGGCAAACGGUGAUGGAAAUCUCGGUUCACCGAGAAAGAAACAACGCACUUCGACAUCCGGCCCUUUGUCCAAGGUCACGGUUGUUUUAGGCGCACAAUGGGGUGAUGAGGGUAAAGGAAAAGUCGUCGACAUGCUUGCAUCUGACGCCGAUGUCGUCUGCCGUUGUCAGGGAGGAAAUAACGCAGGUCAUACAGUAGUUGUAGAGGGUGCCCAAUUCUUCUUUCACCUUCUGCCUAGCGGAAUUAUCAAUCCAAGAUGCAAAUCCGUUUUAGGUAACGGUGUCGUGAUACAUUUGCCGGGAUUGUUCGAGGAAUUGGAGCAGAACGAGGCCAAAGGUUUGAAGGAUUGGGGCGAGAGAUUCGUCAUAUCGGAUCGUGCUCACAUCGUCUUCGAUUUCCAUCAGCAAGUCGAUGGUUUUCAGGAACUUGAGAAAGGCACUCAGUCCCUGGGAACAACGAAGAAAGGCAUCGGUCCAACGUACUCGAGUAAAGCAGCCAGAAAUGGACUUCGUAUCUGCGAUCUCCUCGGUGAUUUCGACAAAUUUUCGGAAAAAUUCAAUACUCUCGUUGCUUCUUACCAAAGAAUGUUUCCCGCUCUUCACGUCGACGUUAAAUCGGAACUCGAACGCUAUAAGGGAUACGCCGAACGAAUCAGACCUUUCGUCAAAGAGACCGUCACUUAUUUGCACAACGCUUUGAAAAGCGGUAAAAAGGUAUUGGUCGAAGGAGCAAACGCAGCGAUGUUGGACAUCGAUUUUGGUACUUAUCCGUACGUGACGAGCUCAAACUGCAGUAUUGGAGGCGUGUGCACCGGCCUCGGAUUACCACCGACGACCAUUGGUGAAGUCGUCGGUGUUGUUAAAGCAUACACGACGAGAGUUGGCGACGGACCAUUCCCGACCGAGCUUCGCGAUUCCAUCGGUGAGCUUCUUCAAUCGAGAGGUCACGAAGUUGGCGUAACGACCAAGAGAAAUCGACGUUGCGGAUGGCUGGAUUUGGCUCUCCUCAAAUUCACAGCUUUGGUCAAUGGGUACACAUCAAUAUGUCUAACGAAGCUGGAUAUCCUCGAUACGUUACCGCACAUAAAGGUGUGUGUCGGUUACCGCUUGAAUGGAAAGGAAAUUGAUUAUUUUCCAAGUUCAGCUGUGGAGCUUGGACGUGCCGAGCCGAUAUACGAGACGGUAGAAGGAUGGCGUUCGACCACGGAGGGUGUACGAUCGUUGGAAAAGUUGCCGCCAAAUGCACGAAAAUACGUUGAAUUGAUAGAAGAACAUUUGGAUAUUCCAGUCAAGUGGAUCGGUGUUGGAGCAGGCCGAGAAAGCAUUAUUGCCCUCUGACGAUUCAACGAGUUUAGCCAAUUACUCGAGCGCACCAUUUUCAGUGUAUUAUUAAGGAUAACGACUAUAAAUGUAUUGUUCACAAUUAGAAGCUGAUGCACGCACAAUAAGAAAUGAAGAAAAAAAAGAAGAGAACUUACGGAAAGAAGAAAUUUAAAAACCUUUCAAGAAACUGGCUUGUGUAAGAAGGUAGUAUGUUAGUUGGAAGUCAGUAAAAACAAGCGUUUUAACUUAAUAGAACAUGAAUUAUUAUGAUUGUAUAAUGUAAAUGUCAAUCUUAAAAUAGUCAUUAAUUGCUGUUUGAUUUGAAUUUAUGAACUACGGGCAAGAGGGCGAGGGAAGAAAGGGCUAAUAAUAUCGUGUUAUUUGACUUAUAUGUGUAUAUAUUCGUCAUAUCCAUAAAUAGAAUACUUCACGGUAUUGUACAAAUAUUUAA